Messenger RNA from Ceratotherium simum simum (southern white rhinoceros), 1841 nucleotides. The record is from RefSeq and is a predicted model, not a curated record. NCBI's taxonomy places the organism in Eukaryota, Metazoa, Chordata, Mammalia, Perissodactyla, Rhinocerotidae.
UAAAAAGUUUUAAACCAAAGCCACAAACCAGAUAUACUGAGAACAAUCUAACUUCAUACUUUCUCCUCCACUCUGUCACCACUAUCACCUAUAAAAAUAAAAAAUUAUUUUUAUAAUUUUUAAAUACAUUCUUCUAUUUAAAAAAUAUUACCAUAUACACAUAGUAAAUGGAUAAUAUAUUAGUUAUACUCCCUUUAUUAGGAAAAUAAGGCUAACUGCACAAAAUAUUCUGACACUUUCUAUUUUUUACUUAAUUGUAUGUCUUGGAAAUGCAGCCGUAGAGAGAACUUUACUCAUCAUGGCUGCCUAGUGCUCCAUCGUGAAAAUGCACGAUUGAUUCAGUCUCCUGUGGUUUGACAUUGAGUUGGUUCCAGUCUUUGUUAUUAUAAAUAAUUCUGCAUGAAAUUGUUUUGCACAUAUGAAAGGCAUGUCUAAAUAUUCAUAUUGAGUUGAAAAAUUAUGCAACCAGAGAAAUUUUCUUGGUAUAAUGAGAGUAACCAAAUUUUCUAUUUUAGUCUCCAGAUUCCUGUGAUUCAAAUAAAAUCAGCCACCAAUAUCCCCUUUAAAUUGAUGAAAUGGUUUGUACAAAAUUAAAUUUGGAAAUUAUUUUCCUUACUCAGACUGGAGUUGGGAUCCUUGGAAAUUCCUCACUUUUUUGUCUUUAUAUCUUUACUUUGCUCACUAGGCACGUGUUGAGACCCACAGACUUGAUUCUCAUCCAGCUAGUCAUAGCUAACAACUUGGUUCUUUUUAAUAAAAGAAUUCCUCAGACUAUGGCAACAUUUGAGUUGAAAUAUAUCCUGGAUUAUGUUGGAUGUAAACUUGUCUUCUAUUUACACAGAGUGGCCAGAGGGGUUUCCCUCAGCACUACCUGCCUCCUCAGUGGCUUCCAGGCCGUUAAGCUCAACCUUAAUACCUCUAAGUGGAUAGAGCUCAAGAGUAGAUUCCCAAAGUGUGUUGACUUCUGCUGUUUCCUCUGCUGGAUCUUGCAUCUCCUAUUAAAUAUCUUUAUUGCUAUGAAUGUUACUGGACCAAGAAAGAGCAAAAACACGAGUAUGGGGAAAAUUUAUGAAUACUGUAGUUCACCCAUUCCAAAUGAAUUCGUAGUCUCACUACAUGCAGUCAUGUUCUCCUUCAUUGAUCUUACAUGUUUGGACUUCAUGGCCUGGUCUAGUGGCUCCAUGGUCCUUGUCUUGCACAGGCACAAGCAGCAAGUCCAACACAUUCACAGCAGCAGCCUUUCCCCCAGAACUUCCCAUGAGGCCAGAGCCACACGCACCAUCCUGUUUGUGGUGAGCAUAUUCAUCUCCUUUUAUUUUCUCUCUUCCAUUUUGUCUCUUUGGGUAACACUGAUUGUGAACCCAAGCCACUGGCUAAUGAAUACCUCUGCACUGAUGUCUUCAGGCUUCCCGACAUUCAGUCCCUUUGUGCUCCUUGGCAGUGACACCGGCCUCUCAGUUCUGGUCUGCCUUCUGGGGAAGAAAAAUAAUUUCUCCAAACUACACUGCACAGAAUCUGGGUGCGGGCUCUUUAAGAGGGUGAAGCCCCGCCCCGUCCUCAUAACCUCGAGGCACCAUUUCCCAGCGCCCCUUGCGGUGCCACAUGGCCUUGGCCGGGGCAGGGAGGUUGUCAGCGCCUCGGUCAGGCCGAUUGCUCAGGAGAACUACAUUACCCAGAAACUUCUGCGCCGCGCAGUGGCGGCUCUGUUAAGGGAGUUUCCGUACGUGCGGAAGACGUCUGGGCGGGACUUCCGGUAUCUUCCUCGCGGCGGACAUUUUGUCGGCUGUUGGGACUAUCCUAGGAGAAAUCGGGGGCCUCUGGUUCGGUUCAGAGGUGAGUGA